AUGCACCACACAUCCUGUUUGGGGCUGGGCUUCUGCAGUUUGAAUUCUUCUGGCUUUUCUAUGGACAAAGCGUUCUUAUCCACAAUGAGCAAAUUGGAUUCCCGGGCUAGCAACAUCGACGCGACGGGCCGCCGCAUGGCCCCCCACACCUCAUCGAAACGGCCCCCAACUCCAGAAGCCGGCCGCCGCCCGACCCAAUCCCGCUACAGCGCGGACGCGCUAACACGUUGCGGAUUUUUUUUUCAGAUUAAGAAGGGUUUUACUGAAGGGCUCAAUCCGAAGGGAUCCAAACUCUUAAACCGCUUCCGUUGCCGCGCGCCCUCCCUUUCGAUGGGGCGGCCGUAA
Molecule: messenger RNA, 345 nt
Organism: Trypanosoma grayi
Lineage: Eukaryota; Euglenozoa; Kinetoplastea; Trypanosomatida; Trypanosomatidae
Exons: 1
Coding region: 1-345 (114 amino acids)
Source: RefSeq, a predicted model, not a curated record